AUGCAUCAAACGCAGACUACCCCACAGCAGAUGAUGCAGCAGCCUGGCAUUGCUAACCCGGGUACUCCAAUACCCCCUCCGGUCCCGCCGGGCUGGGCUGCACAUUGGGAUCAGUCACAGCAGAAGUUUUACUUCCAUAAUUCGAUGACGGGAGCAGUCUCUUGGGAUUAUCGUGAGUCUCUCUCCUGCCCAUAUUCAAAAGUUGGGAUGAAAGGGUGGUCACAUAGUUGUGUUUGCCUGGAGGUUCCCAAGUUUUAUGGGAUGGGCUUUAGGGCGUUUACACUGCCGGGCGAAGCAAGUUCUAAUGGGGAAAUACAGCCCAGCAAAGUGCUCUACCAACAUCUCCGACAUCGGGAAAUCCCCACUAUCCACCGCAGCAGCAGAUCCCGGGGUUUGGUCCUUCAGCCACUCCUGCCCCACAGUAUCAACAGCAGUACCAGCACCCGUCUACUAUCCCCGUUGGCCCCGCUGCUGCCAGACAGCUGCAACCGCAACACCAGCAACUACCCCAACCGCAGAUGCACCAUCAGCAGCAACCACAACUGCAAACGCAUCACCAACUGCAAGCGCAAGCGCAACAAACACGGCCUAACAAUUUACCUCCUCAAACUCCGGUCCCUCAGUACCACUAUGAACCACGAGCUUCGCAAACACCUGCCCGCACCCACUAUACCCCUCCUGGUAUCGCUGUACCCGCCCGUAAGCCCGCAAAAUCUAGUUCCUCAUCCUCGACUCCGCUCCCCCAAGGUGUCGCAGAGGUCGCCGGCAGCGAUGCAGCAAUCCCCUCGACGCCAAAGCCAGUCUCCCCUGCAAAGACCAGAUCCCUCACCCCCGAGGCCCCGAAAAAGGAAGAGGAGAAAGAAGAGAAAGUCCACCUCUCAGCUACAUUCAGCGGAUUUUCAGAGGAAGAUAGGAUGUUCACGGAUAUCUCUGUAACGACCGGUGUGGCAGCUCCACCUCCUUCAGCCGCUGCACAAACAACCAACAUCAUUCGUGUGCCAAACUCCUCAUCGCCAGAGAUCCGGUCACAAUCCGCAGCGCCAACUCUACAGCAGCCCAGGCCACAGGCGCCACCUGGCCCAGCCAAUGUUCCUAUUCUCCACGAUAGGAGCCUUUCAUUAUCUCCAGGUUCUCAGAAUCCAGCCCCAGGAAUGGUUCAUAGUCCCCAGUCCGGCUUCAGCGCGAAUUUCCCCUCAAUCCCUCACCACAGCACAAUGGGGGCCUACCCUCAGCAAACCCCCCCUAGUCAAACCGGGCGCCCAGCCCCGCAUAUUCAACCACUACACUCCCAGGCUGCUCAGCCACAUCCUCCAUUCCAGCAACAACACCACCCUCAAGCCAUCCCCCGGCCAGCGACUACCCUUCCAUCUCAACAAGCCCAAACCUCGGUAUCAAUGUAUCAAGCUGGUUACCAAAACAUGUCUCCAAGGGCUCCCAUUACACAAGGAACUUUGCAGCAGCCCCGCAAGAGGGUCCCCCCACGAACAAUUGGGGAAGCAACUACCAAAAGAACCACCACCCGUCCACCGGCAAAGGGACCCCCCGCGCCAGGCGGACCCACCGUUUCCAGUGGAGCGGCGAUGGCGGCCCAGGGGUUAAAGACCAUUUCCAAAGCCUCAACAACUGUUAUUAAGAAGGCAUUCGAAGACACCGGGUCAUUCUGGGUGCCGAAGAAGAAACUCAAAGAGCCGAUUAAGGCGGGCCGUGGCGGCCGAGGGAGGGGAUUUUCUCAACAAAUGCAGGGCACCCCAGCCGGUCGAGGUAUGAUGCAAGGCGGCACGAGGGGCCCCAGAGGCAGGGGAAGAGGGGUCGUAGCUAGUGGUAGAGGCAGUGUGACCAUUGCUCACCCACAAUAUAUGGGACCUCAGGCGGUGUUCAAUGCCCCUACGCCUAUAAUGACUAGCCCCAUGUAUGGUCCCAUGCAAGGUCCAAUGCCGGGUCCAAUGCCGGGUCCAAUGCAGGGUCCAAUGCCAGGUCCCAUUCCGAAUCAGAUGGGCGGAGUUCACGUGGGCAUGAGCGGCGGAAUUAGCGCAGGAAUGAACGGUGGACCGCCAGUUAGUAUAAAUGGUGCCAUGCAGAUGGGCAUGAACAGUCCUGCACCGAUCGGUAUGAACGGGGCGAACGGGGACAUGCCAAUGAAUAUGAAUGGCCCACAGCCGGUAAUGCAACCAGGCAUGUCCGGAGGGGCCUACCAACAGCAAACCAUAACUACGGCUACCGUCACUGGGCGCGGUGGUGGGAUGAUUGGGGGCGCUCCCGGAGCCGGGAGAGGAGGGCCGCCACCACCAGUCAGAGGUGGAAUGAUCGGGGGCGCUCCCGGAGCCGGGAGAGGAGGGCCACCACCACCAGUCAGAGGUGGAAUGAUGGGAGGUACCGGUACCGGAAGAGGAGUACCUGGGCCUGUCUACGGGGAUACACCUGGCCAGGGUCCGGGAGGCGGAAGAGGAGCGGCGCCCGGGCCAGCGAGAGGGGGAGCCGCUUCUGGUAGAGGUGGAACUCCAUCCCGCGGAAGGGGAGCUAGUGCAGCUGGCGGAAGUAGCAGGGGCAGAGGCAGGGGUAGGGGUAGGGGUAGGGGUAGGGGUGGUCCUAUGGCUCAGCAGCAACAAAUGAUGAUGCAACAACAGCAAAUGAUGAUGAUGCAGCAACAACAGCAAGAGCAGAUGAUGGCGGAGCAGCAACAACAAGAGCAAAUGAUGGCAGAGCAACAACAGCAAGAAAUGUAUGCCGAGGAGGGAGCCUGCGGUGAGGAAGGUGCCUAUGCAGAGGAAGAAGCAUACGGUGCGGAAGGAUGCGGUGAAGAGGGGAUGUACUUGGAAGGUGAGGCAUAUGCUGGCGGCGAAGAAGGUGGUGUAUAUAUGGAGGGUGAGAUGUAUGCCUCUGAAGAGGGAGUUUAUAUGGAAGCCGAAGUGGGCUAUGAAGAGGGCUGUGGAGAUGGUGGAUAUGAUGAAACCGGUGGCUGUGGUGAGGGCGGAUAUGAGGAAGCCGGCUAUGAAGAAGGUGGCUAUGCUGGGGAGGAAUACGGUGGAGAGUGCGGCGGCGAAUAUGGCGGUGAGGAAUACGGCGGCGAGGAGUGCGGCGGCGAGGAGUGCGGCGGCGAGGAAUAUGGUGGUGAAGAAUACGGUGAAGAAGGCUACGGCGGCGAAGAAGGCUACGGUGAAGAAGACUACGGUGGUGAAGAAGGCUACGGCGGCGAAGUCGGCUACGGCGGCGAAGAUGGCUACGGCGGUGAAGGAUGCGAAAGCGGUGAAGGUGGAUUCGGGGAGCUGAUGGGAGAGGAUGGCGGCGAGGGUGUCAUUUCCGGCCUAUUAGGGGCUCUCGAGUUUUGA
Messenger RNA from Tuber aestivum (summer truffle), 3326 nucleotides. The record is from the annotation of a GenBank genome assembly. Lineage: Eukaryota; Fungi; Ascomycota; Pezizomycetes; Pezizales; Tuberaceae.